AUUCCUGCUCCCGAAUCUCCUCCUCCCUACCCGUGCUGCCGCUGCCUGCACAGCAGUAAACUGCUUAAAUCCCUUUGCGGCGAGCCCAACCCUCUCCCGCCCGGGAAUCCUCCCCAGGUUUUGCCUCCCACCUCCCCACCGGCGAGCGGCUGCCCGGGAGCCGGCGGGGAGCGGAGCGGGAGGAGCGGGGUGCCGGGCACCCCCCCGCGCCAUGCCGGUUCCCCUGCCCGCCCUGCUCUGCUGCUCGGCCGCCAGCCUCCUGCUGCUGCUGCUGCGAUGGCGGCGCCGAAGGGGGCUCUGGAGGAAGGUGAAGGAGGCUCGGCAGAGGCAGGAGCGGAGCUUGGUGCAGAUGGAGAUGGCAGUACGGCGCUUUCGGGAGCAGCAUCCUUCUGUGAACACGAUCUCCAUCCUCUCUCUGCCCUUGCCGGAGCUCUGCAAGAAACUCCGGGAUGGCUCCCUCCCUCCAGAGCACGUCUUCUAUGCCUACGUGGGCAAGGCCCUCCAGAUCACCACAGAAACCAACUGCAUCACGGAGUAUCUGCAGGAAAGCGAGGCUCAGGUCCAGAAAGCAAAGCUGACAGGGAGGCUGGGUUUGCUCUACGGGGUGCCUGUCAGCAUCAAAGACUCCAUCGAUUGCCAGGGCCAUGAUUCCACUUUAGGGUUUAUAAAAAACCUCAAUAAACCCGCGGCAGAGGACAGCGUGGUGGUGCAGGUGCUCAGGAGACAAGGGGCAAUUCCAUUUGUCAAAACCAACGUUCCCCAGUCACUCAUCAGCUAUGACUGCAAGAACUUAAUCUUUGGUCAGACAUUCAACCCUCUGCUCUACACCAGAAGCCCCGGAGGCUCCUCUGGUGGAGAAGGGGCACUUGUAGGAGGAGGUGGGUCCAUCCUGGGCUUUGGAACGGAUGUAGGAGGGAGCCUGCGUUUUCCUGCUGCCUUCUGUGGGGUCUGUGCACUCAAACCCACCGGGAACAGACUCAGUAAAAAAGGACUGAUUUCUGGUGUCCCUGGGCAGAAGGCAGUGGCCGCAGCAGUGGGGCCGAUGGCAAAAGACGUGGAGAGCCUGGCGCUGUGCAUGCGGGCGCUCCUGUGUGAGGACAUGUUCAACCUGGACAGCACAGUGCCCCCGCUUCCCUUCAAUGAAGAGGUAUAUUCCAGCACGCAGCCCCUCCGCAUAGGCUACUAUGAAACUGAUUUCUUCACCAUGCCAAGCCCUGCCAUGAGACGUGCCGUUCGGGAGACGAAGCAGCUGUUGGAGGAUGCUGGCCACACGCUGGUGCCCUUUGAACUCAUGAACGUGGACUACAUGCUAUUUAACUUCUGCGUCAGGGGCAUGUUUGCAGAUGGGGCCACCUCCUUUCUCAAGGCAUUCAAAGGGGAGCUGGAGAAAAGCAGCAUGGGGCUGUUCUUCUGGUUGGCGAAGUCACCAAACUGGCUAAAAACUGUCCUCUCCUGGAUUGCCAAACCCUUCGUGCCUCGAUUUUCAGAUAUCGUGAGAAAUAUGAGAGCAAACACGGUGGAUGAAGUCUGGAGUCUUCACUGUGAAAUUGAGGAGUUUUGCCACCAGUUUAUCGCCCAGUGGAAAAAGCUGAAUCUGGACGUCAUGCUUUGUCCCAUGCUGGGCCCGGCUCUCAGCAUCGGCUACCCUACGAAGGUCUCAGUGGCAGUCAGCUACACCAUGCUCUACAACACCUUGGACUUCCCCGCUGGUGUGGUCCCUGUCACGAUGGUGACAGACGAGGAUGAGGAGGAGCUGAAGGGCUACCAGGGGUACUUCCGGGACUGGUGGGACCAGACCCUGGCAAAGGCUUUUCGUGGCAGUGCGGGGCUGCCAGUGGCGGUGCAGUGUGUGGCCUUGCCGUGGCAGGAGGAGUUGUGCCUCCGGUUCAUGAAGGAGGUGGAGACACUCAUCCUGAAGAAAAACAGGCUUGUCUAAGUCCUGCGUGCUCGCCCAGAACAGGAUCCCAGCUAACAUCAGCAUAGGUCAUCCUUUGGUGUGACUCGGCCGUAGGACUCGUGUUCCCUUCCGUGUGGAUGCAGUGAUGGCUGGGCUGGCUGCUGGCUUUGGGACAGAAGGGGAAAGCAAGGCGAGCUCCGCAGUGCUGGAGCACUUCCAGUCAUUGUCCUAAUACAGUAUUUUUUGUUAUUAGAAAUUCUGUUAUUUCAGGUCUAUGUUUGUCUGGGGGAUUGGGGUGGAUUUUAAAAAUCCUAUCAAUACCCCCCAGGGAAGAGCAAGAACAUGAUCUUUCUCUUACAAAUGGGGAAACUGAGGCACAGGGACUGGUUUUGUCCCAGAUGUUUGGACUCCGACUUGGAAUGCUGUAGGAAAAGGGAUUUUCCCCUCCAUUCUCAGCUCCCUGAGGAUGGAAUCUGGUGUUUUCCCUGCCGCAGAUCAGCCAUCUGAGGUCAAAGCUGAGCCUGCUUGCAGGCUCUGGCAAGCAGGGAGGGAGCUGGACUGCUUCCCACAGUGCAGGGCUGCUGGCACCCUGCACGCCAUGAAGGAGAAAUCUGGAGUGAUCGUUAACUCCCACCUCUUCAGACACCUACUCCUGCUUUACCCAGGGCAGAGGUAUGAAGUGCUUCAGCUCGUGGUGUUGCAGGUAUAAAGCAGCAUGCCAGGCUCAGACGGCCAGCUGGACAGCCUGCUCUGCACACCCUCCCCUUCCGUUUGGCAGAGGGGGCCAUGCCAGGUUUUCCAGUGGGAUUUUCCGGCCACUGGCAGCUGCUGACACUGGGAUUGGCAGCACCGGCUGCUCCAGGAUACCACAAUGCAAAAGUGUUUUCCCAAUGCAGCAAUGUCACAUGCAGAUUUUAACAAAGUUCUGGCAGGAUUUAUGUUUUUUGGGGUGUUUUGUUUUGUUUGUUUGUUUUUUAUUGUAUUGUUGUUGUUUAAACAACAGAGUCAUGCAGAAGCAUGGGUUCUUUACAAGGGCUGGGCAGGGAGGUUUAUCCCAGCCUGGGAGAAAGCAGCCCCCAAGACCCUGACCCUUUAUCAGCAGCCUUUGAAAAAGGGAGGGAGCUCCAGGCAUCCCAUGAGUGAAUGCUGUGUAAAGCCAAGCCCCAGAAGAGCUUGGGUGGGGUUUUUAACCAGUUGCAGGUGCUCCCUGUCCACACAGAAAAUGCUGGACAGGGUUUAUCUGUUUGCAUUUUAAAAUUCAAGCCUGGAGGAGCUUGUACCAGGAGAGGCAAUUCCACCUGUGCCUGUGCUCCCAGAGAGCCAAGCACUGCAUCGUUCUGUUAGUUUAACUGCUCACUCCCUGGCAAAGUGGUGGGCAGGGUGCAGGAGUCCAAACAACGGAGUCACCAGUGGACCUCAACCAUUAACCACUCCUCCCUGUAAGCCCUGAGUGAAGACCUCCAGUGAGCCGUGCCCACUGCACGGGACAGUGCACCGGGCAGGGCUGUUGCAAACCUCCCGCCCCCCCCCCAAUGUUGUCUAACCACCAUUUAAUGAAGCUUUAAUAGUUAUGGAUGUUGAUGAAACAUGAAAAAAAUUUCCCUCAAAUUACAAUCGGAAUGUGGCAUUGUCUAUUUAUAGGCACAGAGGCAAAAGGUUGCAACAUCACCACUUUGUGGAAAGAUAGGUUGACUUUGGUCACAUGGUGGAUUGUGAUGGUGCAGCCCCCCUGGGCCACACCGGGAUCCCAGAAUAAGCCCUAUUGUGUUAUCUUGGUCAUAACGACUUGGGCACCAGGCAAUCUCUGUCCACACCUGGGCCAUCUGCUCCCUGACUUGUGUCCCAGAAUUGUGGCCAGAAUGUAAAAUAUUGACCAAAGCCAAUCAUCUCGAUCCUAUAACUAGCGAUCCAAGAGGAACACCCUUUGAGCUCUCUGGGACCACAGUGGGCCGUGUGACCCUGUAUCUCCCCCUGGGCUGGGACACCUCUCAGGGUAGAUCUUGUGAGGAUUGAAGGAUCGUCUGCUGACAGUAUUGCGAGGACUCAAAGGCCUGAUUUUGCGAGGUUCACCAGCUGAGCGUUGAUGAAUGCCAGCACACAAAAGUGAGUAAUUUAUGAAACUCAUGAAAGGGAAAUUUUAUUCACAGGUUAACCUUGGGGUAUGUGUGCAAUUUGACUAUAUAUACAUAUAUUAUCCCUAUUCAUAUAAACCUUUGACCAAGCCUGAGACUAAGGUUGGACCUAGCUGCACCUAGACUUCUCUCUGAAAGAAGUUUAGAAAGCAAGGGGGUCUAUUCUGAACCUCGUGACUCAACGGGAGGGUCCUCCUUAUCCCCUGCAUCCACAGUCCCUCUGAAUCAUU
Molecule: messenger RNA, 4259 nt
Organism: Phalacrocorax carbo (great cormorant)
Lineage: Eukaryota; Metazoa; Chordata; Aves; Suliformes; Phalacrocoracidae
Source: RefSeq, a predicted model, not a curated record